CUCCCGUUACAGAUGGCCCCCAACGUCGAUGUCAGCAACUACCGCACCGGUGUCCUCUUCGACACCGAGGACACCCCCGACUACGUGGAGGUGAUCACCAAGGAGAAGCAGAUCAAGCAGGCCAAGCAGGCCAAGGCGGACAAGAAGAAGGGCGAACGCGAGCUGCAGCCCAUCUACUGGUCCAACGUGUACUGGUUCGUCGUCAUGCACGUCAUGGCCCUGUACGGACUCAAGCUCGUCUUCACUGACGCCAAGCUGCUGACCACCGCCUGGGCCGUGUUCCUGUACGUGAUCGGCACCCUGGGCGUGUCCGCCGGCGUGCACCGCCUGUGGUCCCACAAGGCCUACAAGGCCAGGCUGCCCCUGAGGAUGCUCCUCACCUUCUUCAACACCAUCGCCUUCCAAAACUCCAUCUGGGAGUGGACCCGCGACCACCGCGUCCACCACAAGUUCACCGAGACCGACGCCGACCCCGUCAACGCCGACCGCGGCUUCUUCUUCGCCCACGUCGGCUGGCUGCUGUGCAAGAAGCACCCCGACGUCACCCGCAUCGGCAAGACUGUGGACCUGAGCGACAUUGAAGCUGACCCCUGCGUGGCCUUCCAGAAGAAGUACUACGGCCCCCUGGUCUUCACCUUCUGCUUCCUCAUGCCCACCGUCGUGCCCACCCUGUGGGGCGAGUCCCUGUGGAACGCCUACUUCGUGGCCGCCAUGCUGCGCUACACCCUCUCCCUCCACGGCACCUGGCUCGUCAACUCCCUGGCCCACUACGUCGGCGACCGCCCCUACGACAAGUCCAUCGCCGCCCGUGAGAACCUCAUCGUGUCCCUGGGCGCCCUGGGCGAGGGCUACCACAACUACCACCACGUCUUCCCCUGGGACUACAAGACCGCCGAGCUGGGCGUGUACUCCACCAACCUGACCACCGCCUUCAUCGACUUCAUGGCUCGCAUCGGCCAGGCCUACGACCUCAAGUACGUCAACCAGGACAUGAUCAAGACCCGCACCCUGCGCACCGGCGACGGCACCCACCCCGUCUGGGGCUGGGACGACAAGGACCUCACCCAGGAGGACAAGGAGCUCGCCAAGCACGACUAAGCCAACACCGCUGCUAAUUUGUGAGUUAUUUUGUUUAAAAAGGACUUAGCGCCGCCAGUCUGGCAUCGUCAUUGUGCGCCUCCCCGCUUGGUGCGGGGACGACAACAGUCCUUCGACUGAAACUAAGGAAAUAGUCAAUAAUUUGUUUAUGAUCCAAAGAAUCAAAAAGAAUAGAGAGCUGAUGGACGACGAGCAUCUUGCCUUCGUCGGGAAAAGCAUCGCAGAGACUGUCAUUCGCUUUCCGCGAAUUUCUUUUAUUUAAUAGUAUGCUUAGUUUAAGUAUCUAACUUAUUGUCAUAUUCAUUGAACUUUCACUAAGUAAUAUCAGUUGGCGUAUAUGUUUCAAGUGAUACAAUUGUGAUAGAAGGCAAACUGCAUUCACUUAUCAUGUAAGAUUUAAGUAUACCUUGACACCUGUUUCAUUCUUCACUGCACCUUAUUUUGCUAUAGAAAUAAAUGAACAUUUUCUAUGGUUAAAGAA
Frankliniella occidentalis (western flower thrips) is the source of this 1579-nucleotide messenger RNA. RefSeq names its product acyl-CoA Delta-9 desaturase. Gene Ontology annotation, cellular component: endoplasmic reticulum membrane. Gene Ontology annotation, biological process: unsaturated fatty acid biosynthetic process. The record is from RefSeq and is a predicted model, not a curated record. Bases 13 to 1098 code for a protein of 361 amino acids. The transcript has 3 exons. Gene Ontology annotation, molecular function: iron ion binding; stearoyl-CoA 9-desaturase activity. NCBI's taxonomy places the organism in Eukaryota, Metazoa, Arthropoda, Insecta, Thysanoptera, Thripidae.